AUGGGCUCUACUUCCAAACCAUCCAUUCUUCUCAUUCCUGGCUCUUUCGCCCUUCCGGAAUUCUAUGAGCCGGUCUUCGAACUAGUUCGUGCAAAAGGCUAUGACAUUCGGGGUCUGCACAAGCCGACGGUCGGCCUUUCGGCUCGUCAGCCUCGGCCAGGAGCGCCGCCAACAAUGUACGACGACGCCGCGUAUAUUGCGGGAGAAGCCGAAAAGCUCGCCGAUGAAGGUAAAGACGUGAUUCUCGUGCCUCACUCCUAUGGUGGUGUACCAGCGUCUCAAAGCACGAAAGGGCUCAGCAAGAAAGAGAGGCAGGAGGCGGGAAAGCCGGGCGGAAUCGUGAGCAUCGCCUAUCUGACGUGCCUGACGCCGGCUCUGGGCCAGACAGCAAAGGACGUGCUAGCAACUGUUCCACCCGAGACUCAGAUCAACUUGACGGAAGACGGCUGGAUGAUCCAUGACCCACCCGAAGCAUCGGCUGCUCUUUCGUUCUCGGACCUUCCACUGGAAGAAGGAACAGCCUGGGUCAACAAGUUCCCUCAGCAUUCCGCCAUCAGCUUCGUGAAUGAGUUGACCCACGCUGGAUACAAGGACGUUGACGUGUCGUAUCUGGUCUGCGAAAAGGACCUAGUUAUUCCGCCAGCCAUACAGAGAGCAGGUAUAGACAUGAUUGAAAGAGAGAGUGGCCGCAAGGUCGAUGUCACCAGCAUUCCACGGGAUCAUUGUCCUCUGGUUCGAUACCCGGAGGAGGUUGCGGAUUGGAUCCUGAAGGUUGCUGCAAAAUACUGA
Cladophialophora yegresii CBS 114405 is the source of this 789-nucleotide messenger RNA. RefSeq lists its product as uncharacterized. The transcript is spliced from 2 exons. The record is from RefSeq and is a predicted model, not a curated record. The coding region runs from base 1 to 789 and encodes 262 amino acids. Lineage: Eukaryota; Fungi; Ascomycota; Eurotiomycetes; Chaetothyriales; Herpotrichiellaceae.